GCUGGCGGCGGCGCUGGGCGGGCUGCUGGCGGCGCAGCACAUCCUGCUGCGCGCCUACACCGCCUCGCCGCAGCACCUCGAGACCGUGCCCGCCGCCGUGCCCGCCGCCAUGUUGGUCCUGACCGGCGUGUGCAUCAUGAGCCUGGCGCGGCGCCGCAACCGGUACAGCUAUAUGGUAAGAAAAAUCAAGGUGGUGGGAGCGUGUUGCCUGGUGUGCGCGCUCACCUGCGUGCUCGUCACCAUCACCACCACCGUCAUACACAUGAACAAGUUGCAGACGCUCAAGUUCUGCGAGUACACGAAGUUGACGCGCACGUGCACGUGCUACUCCAUGCCGCCCGACACGCCGCACAGCGCGCCCGACGACGAAGGCGUCCGCUGCGUGUUCGAGGGCGUGUCGGAGUGCGGCGUGGUCCACGGCGCGCUGUACUGGUGCCUGCGCGGAGUGUUCGCGCUCUCCGUGUCCGCGGUACUCGUCUGCAUCUUCAGCUGCAUGCUGGCCUACCAGCUGCUCAGUCACGAGCGUAAGAAGAUGUACUGGGAGCAGCUGGAGCUGCGCUGCCGCUCGCUGUACCGCGCCGCGCCCGGACAGCCGCCCGGCGCCGCGCGCCCCGCGCAGAGUAACUGCAGUUGUUGCGCGCAGUGCCACCCGGGCCCGCCCGCCUGGGACAUCAGUCUGCAGCAUCGCUUCUGGGCGCCAGGUCGCAUCGGUAACCUGUACUCGCCCAACCCUGGCGCCGGCCGCAAGACCUCCGCCUGGAGCUGGUUCCCCUGGCCAAGGACCAAUAGCCAGAAUUCUGGCUGCCGCAUGGGCGGCGCGUCCGGCGACAGCGCGUACGGGUUCUGCGAGCCCGAGCCCGCGCCGCACGCCUACGACGACAGAUACCCGCACGCGCAACACGCGCAACAUGCGCAACAUGCGCAACACGCGCAACAACAGCUGCAACAUGCGCAGCAUAUGCAGGCCCAGCAGAGCGGCUUCCAGAGAGUGCAUCCUGAUGGCUCGUUCGCUCACAGCUCUGGGUUCGGACAGGGACAGGGUUCGUUCUCACAAGGACAUCCUAAUUUUGCUCAGCCGCCGGGCGGGUUCCCGGAGGGCGGCAGCUUCGACGCGGCCACGGGCGUGUGGGGCCCGCCGCCGCCCUACAGCCCGCAUGGGCGGAAUAACGCGCGCAGUCACCACGUCCACCAGCCGGCGGACCCGGCGGCCGCCACGCUGCUGCAACAUCCCCACCACCAACACUUACCCCACGCCUGCAGGCCAUAUCUACCCGACAACCGACUCAACCCCGAGAUAUCCCGACUAAACCCCGAGCUAGCCGAAUUCGCGAGACUCAACCCUGAAAUAUCGCGGCUAAACCCAGAACUAGCUGAGUUUGCAAGACUCAACCCCGAAAUAUCUCGUCUAAACCCCGAGCUAGCUGAAUUUGCACGACUCAACCCUGAACUCUCACGAUUAAACCCCGAGUUAUCGCGACUCAACCCCGAGUUAGGUCACAUGAGUACGAUGUACCCUGACGUAGAGAUGUCUCACCUGACACCUGAGGCGAGGUUUAAUACGUUGAGAGGUCAUUUAGUGCCGUACCGGUGUCAAAGGUCACUGGGGAUGAGUGCGGGCAACCUGCACCGGGACUGCAGGGCUGAUGAUGUGGCGAUAGAGUGUCUGCAUCAGAAGAGUGCCAGCAAAGUUUCAGAGGCGAGCAGUGACUCGUGCCAGAAGCAAGGCAAGGAGAACCUCGGCUUUCAGAACGACAAGCAUUCGCCGAUCAGGGCGCUGGCGGGGCUGGGCUCGGGCCCGGCUGAGUCUGAGGUCUACUUCGCAGACGUGUCCAGCUGCUGCAAUGUCUCCCUCAAGGCGGAGUGCUGCAUGAACGCCAACGUGUCCGCUCUAGUGGGUACCAUAGAGAACCAGCCGGAGUCCACGUCGGAGUCCGACAGCGGGCUCCCCCCCCCCGGGGCCGCGCCCCCCCCCGGGGGCAAGCCGCGCCCGGGGCCCGGCAAGCGGCGCGCCCGGGACAAGACUCGACAUCACAGCGGACACAACCAGCAGCCCACACUCACGGACCAUCAGAUACUACAUCUGAACAAUAUGCGCCUCAACGACUCCCGGGAUAGACUGAACGAUAGGAUGAACGAGACCAGAAUGAGUGAGCGAAUGAACGACAGGAUCAGUGAUAGGAUGAAUGAAACUAGAAUGUCAGAACGAAUGAAUGACAGAAUCAGUGAUCGCAUGAAUGAGACGAGGUUGAGUGAACGAAUGAAUGAUUCGAGAGAUAGGCUGAAUGACGGCAGGGUGUGUGAGAGGAUUGAGAGGUUGAAUGAUUCGCGUAUUAGUGAUAGGAUGAAUGAAACGAGGAUGAGUGAGCGGAUGAAUGAUUCGCGGGAGAGAAUGAGUGACCGAAUGAAUGAUUCGCGUGAUAGAAUGAAUGAUUCGAGGAAUUGUGACGGCAUGGGCGAUCCGAGGAUAGAACGGAUAAACGAUUCUCGCAUCAGCGAGAGAAUGAAUGAAACGAGACUUAGUGAGCGAAUGAAUGACUCACGCGUCUGCGAACGUAUCAACGAUAGCAGACUCGAAAGAAUGAAUGAGUCCAAACUAAGCGACAGGAGCGACACCAGACACAGUGACCGACUGAACGAUUCCCGGAUUGAACGAAUGAAUGACUCGCGUCUCGAACGUAUGAGCGACUUGAACUCCAGCAUUCGGAUCGACGGCAGUCCAAAAAUCCGCACUCACAUAAGCCCACUAAGGAUCGCUAGAUCAAGUCCCAAAAACUUGACUAAAGAACCUAGACAAGCAAGUUCUGACACAAGCAAGCCAGACUUCAGGCAAAUCUCGCCUUUAUCCCCAAACACUGAGGAAUCAUUAUUGUCUGAUGAUGACAGGCCGGACCAGGUGUAUUCUAAUGACCCUGAGAGUUCUAAGUGCCUGGGCCCUGACUCGCAGUACGAGCCGGUGCGGGAGGGCAAGGACGAGGGUCUGAAGGGUAACCACCACCACUGCUACAGCGACACCAACACCAUGGACUCCGGCUGGCAGAGCGGAUCUGAGAAACAGGUUACUGACUAACUAGAUAAUUAGCUGACAUAAGCAACUAUAAUGUUUUAAAAAAUCAUUUAAGAGGAAGUUGGCUGACACAAGCAAAACAAUUAUGCAUAAAGGUAUUAAUAUUGGAAUUCUUUUUUAAAUAGUUAAUUGAAAAUGUUCUCCUAUGAAAAGAUUCGAUAAAAAACUAUUAUCUAUAUACUAAUAUAUAAAGCUGAAGAGUUUGUUGGUUUGUUUGAACGCGCUAAUCUCAGGAACUACUG
This is a messenger RNA of Trichoplusia ni (cabbage looper), 3306 nucleotides long. RefSeq lists its product as uncharacterized. The record is from RefSeq and is a predicted model, not a curated record. Lineage: Eukaryota; Metazoa; Arthropoda; Insecta; Lepidoptera; Noctuidae. The transcript is spliced from 14 exons. The coding region runs from base 110 to 3067 and encodes 985 amino acids.